CUUCUUCUUCUUUAGUUUAUAAUGAUUUGUAAUAUCCAGAACCACAAACACUAGUUGUUGGCUUUGGCCGGAAGAAUGGAUGGUCGGCUUCUCCUCCGCCACCUGAAUCCACCGCUUUCACCGGCUCGAUCCGCCGUCGCCCUUUUGCUCACAUCCAAAUCCCUCACACUCUACCGCUUCCGCCUCACCUAGCCACCCCCCAGACGCCAUAGAAAUCGCUCCUUUGCUCGCCGUCGUCGUCGCCGUCGCCGUCGGAGCGUACGGUUCGCGGAGGCUAGAGUUAGGGUGUGAGGAAUGGGGGCCGGAGGUUCGAGCGCCGCUGGAUCGGAAGGGGGAAGCGGUCGGACCGGCCUCGGGGAUUUGCCUGAGGGCUGCGUCGCGGAGAUCAUGCUACGGCUGGACCCGACCCAGAUCUGCCGGCUCGCGCGCCUCUCCCGGGUGUUCCGACGGGCGGCCUCGGCGGAUCUCGUGUGGGAGACAAAGCUUCCGAGGAAUUAUAGGUAUUUGCUGCGUAGAGCGUUGGGCGAAGAGAGUUCCGGUGGACGCGAGCUUGGCAAGAAGGAGAUCUUCGCGCUGCUUUGUCGUCGGAAUGCCUUCGACGGGGAACACACGGAAUUUUACUUGGACAAAAAUGGAGGUUUGAUCUGUAUCGAGAUUUCGUCCAAGGCAUUGACAAUAACUGGAAUUGGUGAUAGGAGAUACUGGACCUUCAUUCCAACAGCUGAAUCAAAGUUUCGCACGGUUGCUUACCUUCAUCAGACUUGGUGGCUUGAGGUUCGUGGGGAACAAGAAUUCUGCUUCCCUGAAGGCUUAUAGCCCAGAUCAUAUCCGUGGGUUGGAUUUGAAUUCAGUUAGGUUUCGACUCUCAACCUCAAAUGGCCAAUUUGCUCAGUCUAAGUGGCAAUCGGAAGAGCCCGGAAUUUGGCUGGAUUACCCUGUAGGGGACUUUGUUGUGGAAAACUCCAACGCACCCAUUACAGUCUAAGUUCUCAAUGACUCAAAUCAAUCGCGCGCGCUUGAAAAGAAGUAUUCGUGUCGAUUUAGUUUCUAUCCGGCCAAAGGAAGUGAAUUGUCGGCCAAAGUGUAGCUAUGGACAUGUUUACAUGAUCAUGCAUUAUGAAUGAUGGGUGAA
Messenger RNA from Zingiber officinale, 1132 nucleotides. RefSeq names its product F-box protein PP2-A13-like. The coding region runs from base 295 to 816 and encodes 173 amino acids. Gene Ontology annotation, molecular function: protein binding. Lineage: Eukaryota; Viridiplantae; Streptophyta; Magnoliopsida; Zingiberales; Zingiberaceae. The transcript is spliced from 4 exons. The record is from RefSeq and is a predicted model, not a curated record.